This is a messenger RNA of Selaginella moellendorffii, 2017 nucleotides long. Its product is annotated as telomere repeat-binding protein 5. The record is from RefSeq and is a predicted model, not a curated record. Lineage: Eukaryota; Viridiplantae; Streptophyta; Lycopodiopsida; Selaginellales; Selaginellaceae. The transcript has 9 exons. The coding region runs from base 288 to 1661 and encodes 457 amino acids.
UGUUUUUUGUGUGUUCUUCGAUGUUGCGAGGUUUUUCUUCUCCGCAGUGAUCUCCCCCUCGCUUCUUCUUCCAAGAUCUUCGACGAGGCGGCGUAAUUUCGCGGGCGCGAUCCUGUUGCGUGCGCGAUCUGUUCACGCCCCAAUUCGCCCAGAUUCGGGCAGAGGUUUAUGGUUUACCGGGGGUUCUGCCAAUGAUACAGUAUCGAGGCGCGGCAAUUGGAGCAAGAUCUGCGCUGCCGGCAGCCGAUUGAUCCCAGCUUCCCCUGGAAUGUGAGUAUUUUCCUGGAAUGGAUCCACAGAAUCGAGGCAGUGGGAGCGCUAGGUUAUUGGGAUACACGAGUAGGCUCGCCAGGCCGCGGUCAAUGCGUGCGCGACGAGUGCGCUGUCUCAAGGAGAAGAGCGGUACGAUCCAGCAAGUGAAGCAGGGUACGGAGUUCUUUGAACUUCUGGCAGCGGUUGCUGGGCAGUUCCUUCAAGAUGGAGGCGAACCGGAGCGCGGUGGUGAUGGAUCCAAGCCGGCCUCCAAGCAUGGUGGUUCGUUUCGCAAGAGACGGUACUCUUCUUUCUCACACAAAGGAUCAAAGAGGACAAAGGCAGCGGACGAUCUGGGGAGCGCGUCGCAGGCAUCUCCAAGUAUGAUGAGCCUCGACUUUGAAGCCAAGCCUGGUACCUCCACCCCGACGUUGAGUGGAGCGUCUUCACCUCGGAAAACAGUCAAACUGAGCAUCAAGUCAUUCACGGUUCCGGAGCUGCUCAUUGAUAUGCCCGAGUCCGCUACGGUGGCUAGCCUCAAGAAAGCGGUUUUGGACGCAACUACUAAUCUCUUGGGUGGCGGCCUGAAGAUCCGUGUGUUCUUGCACGGGAAGAGAGUCCCAGAUGAAGAGGCCACGUUAGCCCAAGUUGGUCUUUCCCAGAAUGGCAAGGCUGGAUCGCUGGGCUUUAUGCUAGAGCCGGCGUCUUCCUCGAGCUGUGAGGGGCCGCUUUUGGCGCUAUCUCAGCAGGGAUCAUGGUACACAGCCGACGGUAGCUGGGUGGUGGAAGAUCAGGAGAAAACGGAAGAUAACGCCGAGCAGAAGCCGGACAUUGACGCGAAAUGGACUGGUACUCAUCUGGUUUUACAGGGCUAUAAGAACAAGUUCCAGAGUGUGACUGAUGAAAGAACAUAUAAAGCACGGUUCGGGGAAACCACAUCACCACAGCCGGACAUCAAGCAGUGCGAGGCUACCAGUCCAUCGCUGAUGCGAGCUUUGCCUCUUUCAGAAGCCGAAGGCCCUGGAGGACUAGUGCAGCGCGCGGCGGACAACUCGCAGGGCUUGGCGCUGGUGUCGCUGCAAAAGCAAAUGUCGCUGGAAGGCACGAAGAGAAGGAUACGGAGGCCGUUUACGAUCGCCGAGGUGGAAGCGCUCGUCUUCGCCGUGGAGAAACUCGGCCUUGGAAGGUGGCGCGACGUGAAGUUAUGGGCAUUUGAUCAAGCAAAGCAUCGCACUUAUGUCGACUUGAAGGACAAGUGGAAAACUCUCGUGCACACUGCUCGGAUCGCUCCCCACCAACGCAGGGGCGAGCCAGUGCCGGAAGAACUCCUGGAGCGAGUGAUCAAAGCACAGGAUUACUGGACUGCGAGGCAGGCCAAGCAACAAGCCGAAUCAACCGCGGCAACUUAACUUCCACUACCUCGUGAGGUACUGCUGGGCUGUGUACAUAGAUAUAUAGAUGAUCCAACACCACCAGGCUAGCAGCUCUUGGAAGUAAUACUAGCGUUACCUUAACAUCGUCAUCGCCAUCAUCGUCAACACCACCACACAGAUCAAAACUCUUCACUCUCUCGACUCCAACUCUACUCUCAAGCUAAACACCAACGAAAGAAGAAAAAGAAAAAAAACAGGAAGAAGAAGACCAUUCUUUUAUUUUUAUUCUUGUUGUAUCACCUCUUUAACUCCCCAAUUGUUCUGUACAUCUAUUUGUAUAGCAGCAAUAAACAUCUAUACAAAAACAAAACAAUAGAAACAUCAACAUUGUG